CUAAGGUACGUAUCUCGUUGAUAUAGAGAUAUAAAAUGAAUAUAACACCUGCGUAUCAUAAUUAUCAUUAUUUGCAUACCGGUUUAUCAUGUUGUAAAAAUAAACUUGAUAUGAUCCUGUUUAACUUGUACAUUUCAAUCGGAAGACGCAAUAGGUCGGUUUAUAAAUCCUACAAUCCCAUCUUUUAAAAAUAAUAUAAAAUGGUUGAUGCCACUGAAAAUGAUAAGCCAGUAUUAUACUCAUACUGGCGAAGCUCAUGCUCAUGGCGGGUGCGUAUUGCACUGAACCUAAAGGAGAUUCCAUAUGACAUCAAGGCAGUCAGCCUAAUCAAAGGUGGAGGAGAGCAACAUUGCAAUGAGUACAGGGAAGUCAACCCAAUGGAACAGGUUCCUUCACUGUGUAUAGAUGGACAUACACUGGUGGAGUCUCUUAGUAUAAUGCAUUAUUUAGAAGAAACAAGACCACAAAGGCCACUAAUGCCUCAAAAUUGUCUCAAGAGGGCGAAAGUUCGUGAAAUUUGUGAGGUGAUAUCGUCAGGAAUCCAACCACUACAGAACCUGAUAGUUCUGAUCUAUGUUGGAGGAGAAAAGAAAAAGGAAUGGUCGCAGCACUGGAUUACCCGCGGCUUUAGAGCGGUAGAGAAACUACUCUCUACAACAGCUGGGAAAUAUUGCGUAGGGGACGAGAUCACCCUGGCUGACUGCUGCUUGGUGCCACAGGUGUUUAAUGCCAGAAGAUUCCACGUGGACCUGCGCCCGUUCCCGAUAAUUCUGCGCAUCGACCGCGAGCUCGAGAACCAUCCAGCGUUCCGCGCCGCGCACCCCUCCUCCCAACCUGACUGUCCGCCAGAGAUUGCCAAAUGAGUUAAACGUCUUGGACCCGAUGUUUGGCCAAAUAUUGCCAAACUGUACAAGCAGGCACUUUACUACAGUUUUUUUUUAUUUUCUGCAAAAUUUAUGGAAAUCUUUAAAGUUGGAAUUUGAUUUGAAUGUUAUGUUUGUCUUGCCCGGCAACUUCUUAUUGCAAAAUAAAAUUUUGAAAUGAAUUGGAGAAUAUGAUAAACAGGUAUAAUGUAAUGGAAUACAACUUGACUUAUUGUGAGUUUUAUAGGCCACACAAUAAAGCCUGUUUUUAUGUGCCCAUAAAAAUGGGAAAAAAAUCUUGCCAUGACUUCUGUAUUAUCCGUGAAUUCUUCUUUCUGUGACAUAUUUUCGCUUUAUUGCAUUAUGAAUUAUGAUUCUAAUAGGUUAUUGAAAUAGUUUUGAUAGAAUUUUGAUACAUUUUUACUAACAAAAAUUACCGUGCAUUAUUAUUUUUGUCAUAAAAUGUUUAAAUAUGCCUGUGUGUUUCGCCGUGUUCUUCAGAAAGUUGACAUACGAAAAAACACGUAUACAAUUAAUUCGGCUAAUACAUUUUCGGGUGCGUUUCUAUCACAAAUGUACGAAGAAUGGGAGGGAUACGCUAGGAAAAAAAACACCAAGGUAUCAGUUUAUUUUCUCAGCGUCGCCUUACCUAGCGCGGAGCCGUUGGGAAAGGGUAAUAGAAUAAUAUUACUCCGUUUAUCAACCUCCAUCGGUAUCCUUGUACAUUUGUGUUGGAAAGCGCCCUUAAUUGCUGUUUACUGGUGAAUACUUAUUGUGUAUUUAGUGGGUACUUAUUUUUUAAACAAUGUACCAAAACAUGAAAUACUUCAAUUGUAUUUGGCAUAUUUAAAUAGUUUUAUUUACGCCUUUUUUAUCGUCUAACGUAUGGGGUAAGAUCUAGUCGUAUUUUAGUUUUAAGUUAUCUCUCAAGGUUUUGGGUAAAAAUAAGUGUUAUAAAUGAAAUAUAUACAUUCCUUUAUUUCGAUAAGGAUUUCUUAUUAUAGUUUCAAAUUUCUAUGCGUUUUGAAUUGUUUUUUGUUUUGUAGUUUUAUAGGUAAAAUAAAUAUUUCUUUCUGGA
Molecule: messenger RNA, 1941 nt
Organism: Manduca sexta (tobacco hornworm)
Lineage: Eukaryota; Metazoa; Arthropoda; Insecta; Lepidoptera; Sphingidae
Gene: GSTz1
Product: probable maleylacetoacetate isomerase 2
Exons: 5
Coding region: 201-863 (220 amino acids)
Biological process (GO): L-phenylalanine catabolic process; glutathione metabolic process
Cellular component (GO): cytoplasm; mitochondrion
Molecular function (GO): maleylacetoacetate isomerase activity; glutathione transferase activity
Source: RefSeq, a predicted model, not a curated record